AUGCCAAAUUUUCAGCCUGAUCAGAGCUUGCGUGCGGCGAAUGCGGCGCGAGAAUAUCUUGACGGCGACUCGCUAACGCGUACAACACGCGCAAAUCCCGCGCCUCCGCGCGUCUUGACAAUCAACGAGCUCGCAGUGAUACACAAGACCAAUGAAGGCCUCGUAAAGAAAGUCUACUCAUACGCAAGACUCGUCGAAGGCGGCACUUUCGCACUCACGGAGGCAUGCCUCAUCAAUAAGGCCAACUUUAUCCGCCAUCAUCGCCGUCAGGGCUUAACUUCUCAGGUGUCGAGAUCGUGGCUUACUCGCUUUAAACGGCGGCAUCCAGAGCUUGCCAUCAGGAGGGCUAGGAUCCAGGAGAUCACUCGCGCCGGCGCCGAGCUUGAGGUUGACGAGCUUGAGGCUUGGUUCCACGAAUAUCAGGCCGUUAUCAAGGAGCUCAGAAUAACGCCAGAAAAUCUAUGGAAUUUCGACGAAACCCCUCUUCAGCUUGGGUGGAUGAAGGGCUCCCCUAAAGCUAGUGUCAUUACGGAUGAAGAGGAGCAGAAGGCCCGUCUUCUUCCAGCCUGGGAAUAA
Hirsutella rhossiliensis is the source of this 576-nucleotide messenger RNA. Its product is annotated as tc5 transposase DNA-binding domain-containing protein. NCBI's taxonomy places the organism in Eukaryota, Fungi, Ascomycota, Sordariomycetes, Hypocreales, Ophiocordycipitaceae. The record is from RefSeq and is a predicted model, not a curated record. The coding region runs from base 1 to 576 and encodes 191 amino acids. The transcript has 2 exons.